Chiloscyllium plagiosum (whitespotted bambooshark) is the source of this 3287-nucleotide messenger RNA. The record is from RefSeq and is a predicted model, not a curated record. Lineage: Eukaryota; Metazoa; Chordata; Chondrichthyes; Orectolobiformes; Hemiscylliidae.
UCAGCCAAAACCCCCUGAUCACCAGCUUCAAGCUUAAUUUGUGCAGGCGAGGCCGUGGGGCGUGAUUUGCGGCAUUUAAAACAAGUCACUGGUGACCUUUGGUGAUGGAGGGACCUGCUUCCGAGUCGGUGGCAGCAGCAGCAGCAACAUAAACAGAGCAGUGGUUCCACGUUAAAUAAUACUGCAAGUGGGAGCUGCCGUUAUGGCAAACAGAAGAUGUGGAAAGCGGUUUACUAAAGGCGUCGGUGAAGAUUGUGGGUUGACUGACGGGAUUAGAGUAUAAUCUCAUAGAGACAGAAAGCUACGUGUCUGGUUAAGGACUGAAUUGUUAGAUCGCUACAGAAUAAGUGACAAGAAGUUACUGUUGCUAAAGAGAUGGCACUGCCAUUCAAAAAGGACCUUGAGAAGUACAAGGAUAUUGACGAGGAUGAGCUUCUUGGCAAACUUAGUGAAGAAGAAUUGAAACAGCUCGAAACUGCUCUUGAGGAACUGGAUCCAGAGCAUUCACUCCUGCCAGCAGGCUUUCGUCAGAAGGACCAGACUGUCAAAAGCCCAACAGGCCCAUUUGAUAGAGAUCAACUUCUAGCAUUCUUGGAGAAACAGGCCUUGGAGUAUAAAGACAGGGAGGAUUAUGUGCCUUUCACAGGGGAGAAAAAAGGAGCAGCAGCUGCCACUGCCUCAGGAAAGUUAUGGAUACCAAAGCAGAAACCUGUAGAGCAGCGUGUAGAAGAGAAGGUGACCCUGGAUCCAGAACUGGAAGAAGCCUUGACCAGUGCAACAGAUACGGAACUCUGUGACCUUGCAGCCAUUUUAGGGAUGCACACAUUGGUAAGCAACACACAUUACUUAGAUUCUGUUGGAGGCAAAGGAGGCCUGAACAAUGUUGUCAAAGGUGAGAAGGUCAAACCAGUUUUUGAUGAACCUCCCAAUCCAACAAAUGUAGAAGAAAGUUUACAGCGAAUAAAAGCCAAUGACCCAGGGCUUGUAGAGGUUAAUCUUAAUAACAUAAAGAAUAUUCCAAUUCCAACAUUAAAAGACUUUGCGGAAACCUUGAAAAAAAAUACUCGCCUGAAGAAAUUUAGUUUGGCAGCAACUCGGAGCAAUGACCCUAUUGCUUUUGCUUUUGCAGAUAUGCUACGAGUUAAUAAAACACUUCAAAGUCUAAAUCUUGAGUCAAACUUCAUCACUGGUGUUGGAAUACAAGCAAUCAUAGAUGCACUGAAAGACAAUGAAACCUUAAUGGAGAUCAAGAUUGAUAAUCAGCGCCAACAGUUAGGUGCCACUGUUGAAAUGGAAAUAGCGCAAAUGCUGGAGACAAACUCCUCAAUCUUGAAGUUUGGAUAUCAGUUCACACAACAAGGACCACGAACGAGGGCAGCCGCAGCCAUAACCAAGAAUAAUGAUCUAGUCUGGAAUAUGAGUAAAUUCUUCAUUGACCUUGCCAGCUGUCCAGCCAUGAAGCCCCGAAUGUUCGCAAAAAGCGAGUCGAAAGAGAUACAUAUUAAUGGUAAUCUGGAGUCUGUGUCUGCCUGGUGCUGUAUUUCAUCCUAUGGAAGACCCACUACAAUGCAUUGGGCAUGUUGCCAAGCCUAGCUUAAGGCAUUCUCACAUUUUCUGUCUGGGUAGAAGGGAAAAGACUGGAAUUUAACCCCUCCACUGUUGUAGCAGAAACUGUAAUUUAGUAAUAACUUUUCCAUAAAAAUCACGUUUCUUUUUAAUUUUUCAGGGGACCUCAUGAUUAGCACCAAACCAUAUUGUAAUUUGAAAAUGUUAGAUAGUGAGGUAUCCAAGACGAGAAAAAUGUUUGACUUGAAAUUUGCACUGUGCCCAUGUCAAGUAUUUUUAAUCUUUUUAUAUACUGUAAUGAAAAUCGUGCUAAAUUGUAGUGUGUUGUGCAGUGGAGUGUCAUUUUUGUACUGCACUUAAUGUUCCAGUAUAUCAGGACUAAGACAAGAAAAGUAAAUUUUUUUUAUAAAAACAAUUUUUUUGUAUUAAAAAAGAACUAUGAAGUUUGUGUUGGGACUUGGAUUUAUUUUGCUGAUUUGGCCAUGUUGUAUAGCACUGAACCAUGGCCAUGCAGGUAGCUGUUGCUCUUCUGCUUGCCUGUUGUUUGAUGAGAACAGUUCAAAUCAAGUCUUAACAGAGGGAUAUUUCUUCAGACUUUCUGCCAAAAAAGCCACUUGUAAUUCUUAAAUUCAUCUACAGUCCUCUUGCUAAAACUGCAAUUUAUUACCAAAAUAACUUUUAUCAAUAAAAUUUCUAUUAGAGCAUUAUAAUAUCACACUUGUAGAUUAUGUUCUGAAAGGAUUAUACUAGUUGGCAAUAGUCAUAACUGUUUAACCAAAGAUCUAUAAAUCUGGAUUCUUUACAGUUUUGUCAACCUAAUGUGUUAAAUAGACCUUUCCAGUUAAGUUGGAUUGUCUGACGUACUAAUAUUGGGAAAACAAAUCUGAGCUACUGUUUACAAAGUCCUCCUGGUUUGAUAAAUGUAAACCAGCACACUGAUAAAGCUGUGUGCAGUAGCUAAAAGUAUGUAAAGUUUUUAUGACCAACCCCCCCCCCCCCCACACACACACACACACACACACACACACACACACACACACAAAAACAAAGUUUUAUUUGCUGAUUAUUUUAGGAGUUUGUCUAACUUUACUUAGAAAAUUUUGUGGCAGCAUGACUAAUAUUGCAGGAAAAUAUCUGGAUACUAAAAAAUGCAUAUGCAUGCCAGUAUCUUGUGUAGUAUGCUUAAAUGACCAAACUGUUGUGAAUAUUGUCUGAAAGUCCUAGACUUGUGUAUUUGUAUGGUUAAGCUAUAUUAUAAUAACAUGAAGAAAAGCUAUGUCAGUGUUUGUAGGCCCAUGUCUGUUGUCUACCCCAGAGACUAAUGCAUUACAUUGAGUUGUUGUUUUUUCAAACAUAACAAUUAUCACAGGAUCAUGAAAAGAAGCUGUUAUAAAUGUUCAACUGUUAAUGUUUAAUCUCCGUUAUACAAAGUCUUGUUUAACCAUAAUGGAAAUCUGAUUUGUGGGAAUAAAUACAAAUUAAAAUUGGAUGUUGAAAAUAUUUGUAUAGCCUAUCCUUGUAACUGAACAUCUUAAAAAGAACACUCCUUACAAAGGUGUUAGGUUGUUUUGUGCAGUAAUAAAUAAUGGUUAACAACCUAUUACAUAAAGUGCAUAUAAGAAUUAAUCUGAGGAUGUUAAUGUAAAAAGUGCUGUAUAUAUUUAACAUGUACAGCAUUUUAAAAUGAAACCUGUGGGAUAAUAAAGUUUUUAAUAAUUCAA